Symbiodinium sp. CCMP2592 is the source of this 1347-nucleotide messenger RNA. NCBI's taxonomy places the organism in Eukaryota, Dinophyceae, Suessiales, Symbiodiniaceae. The record is from the annotation of a GenBank genome assembly.
AUGUUUGGUAUCCAGCAGCAGAUUGGCAUAUACGCACUUGUCCGACACAUGAAAUCGCGACUCACAUGCCACGUGGUUUGUGAUAACCCUUGGCUCGAUCUUAAAGCUGUGAGAUUUGUAGAUUCCUACUUUGGCUGCUCAGACGCCACUGUGUCUUUUGUUUUCCAUGUCGUGAUGCCGUGCUGUGGGCGCUGCCUCGGAAAUGACCAAGACGUUGAGGCUCCGCUGCUCGACGUCUGCUUGCUUGAGGCAUGUGAGAAGAGCCUGAAGGUGAGCGCCUGCCUUCCUCGCAGUCGGAUCCUUCGAGGCUCCUGGUGGCCAUUUCGAAACUCUGGAGAUGAAGUUGAGCUUAGAAUUGCAGUGUUGGGGGGCCCCGACUGCGACAUCUUCGGCCCGAAGAAGGAGACCGCCUGGUGCAGAUGGGGUGGCCGUGUCGUCCACGAGGUGCAGGGUCUUUUGCCGGACACAAGGUACACGGUCCAGGUGUCCCUCCUCAUUGAGGGGCAGCAGUCUUCGGAGGAGGCACUCCUGCAGAGUCUGGAGGCUCGAACGGCACCCGCCAGCACCUGCCAGUUUGCGGGUGAGGACUGGGGGAGAAGCGCCUUCGGAAAAGAGGGCAAGGAUCCCAAGAAGGAUGCACAGACCUCAAUCCGUCUGCUCAUGUUCUUAUUCCAGAGUCUGGUUCUCUUUAUGUCGGGCUGUGAAGUCGAAGCUCGCAAGGUCCCGCUCUUCGCGUCUGCCAGGGUCUUGUGUACAGAAGGUCUGUGUCAUACUAGUAUGAAGAGCGCGCAGUUGCAAACUUCUCGUGAUCACACUGCAGCACGUUUCUGCUCCUUCGCAGUCCGGCGCUUUGCGGUGAUGGCGGUGGGCAGCCCACUGUUGCAACCCAAUGCCGAGUGGAAGGUACUGUCCAAGUGCAAACAACUUUGGGAAAGAUGUGUGCUACUACUGUCUGAGCCAAAAGUUGUGGCACGGGGCCUUGGAAUCAUGAUGCUGAGCGUUGUGAUCUGCGGAAUGUGUUUGCUACAUCUUGUCACCCCUGCCGGGGUCGAUGAAGAACCUGUCGCGAGAAAUGCGGCGGAUGUCCGCAAUGAAACACGCGUGGACAUGGCUUGCCUGUGCGGUGGAACAAGCACCGUUCGCUCGGUAAGGGCGGUGGAGGCUUGUUGUCGCGAGGCAGCAACCACUGGGGACUCCGUUGCCCACCAAGCCUGUCUCGGAGACGUGGAGACCUGCAUUGGUUUGCACUCUCCGAGCUCUCCUGACUGGAGUGUCUCAGCUAUGUGCCUGAUGACAAUAUGCCCGAAUGUCGCACCAUUUUGUCAUUUGCACUGGGAUGAAUGCUGA